CAAUAUUUAUAGAGAUUACAAGUGUAGUGCUGUGUUGUGUAUUGUAUGUGUAUGCCCAACAAAUUUCAAACCCACAAAGAUAAAGAAAAAACAAAAAAAAAGGAUACAGCCAUGGUGGAUGCUACGCCGGAGAUUCCCCGCUGGCUAUCGGCGCUACUGACGGAGAAGUUCUUCAACGCCUGUAUCGUCCAUGAAGACUCCAGAAAGAAUGAGAAGAACGUCUUCUGCUUGGAUUGCUCUGAAGGAAUCUGCCCUGAUUGCUUCGCCAAUCACAAUUCUCAUCGCCUCCUACAGAUAAGGAGGUACGUGUACCAUGAUGUUAUUAGGGUUGUCGACGCCGAUAAACUCAUGGAUUGUGCUCAAGUUCAGUCUUACACCACCAACAGUGCGAAGGUGGUGUUUCUGAACCAGAGGCCUCUGACGAGGCCGCCGAGAGCCUCCGGCAACGUCUGCAUCACCUGCGACCGGAACCUGCAGGAUUCAUACCUCUUCUGCUCCAUCUCCUGCAAGGUUCACCACAUACUCAGAAGUGGCGACAACCUCUCGGCGUACCUUCGCAAGUGUGAGUUCCUUGCCCUGCCGGACGACGGAGCAAUUCCGCCGGACUCCGGCGACUCUGGAUCCAGCGCCGGCGAGGUCAUGGACUGCCCGAAUCUUACUUGCACUGCGACCACCGAUGUUGUGAAGAAGAAACGGAGCAACUUACCAGCUUGCCGGUCUGGAUUCCGGCCGUCGUGCUGGCCGGCUUCCGAUAUGUCGGAGUCGAUUAUGAACCGGCGGAAGGGCACGCCGCACCGUUCCCCGAUGCACUGA
This is a messenger RNA of Andrographis paniculata, 813 nucleotides long. RefSeq names its product protein RGF1 INDUCIBLE TRANSCRIPTION FACTOR 1-like. Gene Ontology annotation, molecular function: zinc ion binding. NCBI's taxonomy places the organism in Eukaryota, Viridiplantae, Streptophyta, Magnoliopsida, Lamiales, Acanthaceae. The transcript has 5 exons. The record is from RefSeq and is a predicted model, not a curated record. The coding region runs from base 46 to 813 and encodes 255 amino acids.